GUACGCGGACGGCACGGCCGAGAAGCCCACGCGCGCGGCACCGCGGAGGACGCCCGCGAGGCCGAGGGAGCGCACCAGCACCGUCGUCGCCGUCUUCGUUGUGGCGAUGGCGGCAGGCUUUGCCGUGCCCGCCGCGGUGCUGGCGCCCGCGGCGCUGCGCAGGCUGCGCGGGGCGCGCUCCGGCUACGUCGCGGUGCCGGAGGCCAGCGGCGACGAGCCAGCGCCCCCCGAGCCUGGCACAGGGCGCGCGCCCUGGCUGCCGGCGGAGGGUGACGGCAGACCGUGAGGGGCCGCGUGGUGGCCCGUGGAGUGCCUCGGUGGCGCGCACAGGCGCAGCGGACGGCCCCAGACUUUGAGGAUGAUGCUGCUGAUGAUGAUGAUGGAAGCGUUCGGCGAGUGGCGGAGGUCAGGCGACUGCAUGCUGAGAUGUCUUGGCUUCAGGAUUCAGCGCCACACGGGCCUGCCUCGUGGUUGUCAACUAGUCGCUGCCAGUGCCGUUGGGCUUCGUCGCGCGUGUCCAUCAUGUCAGAGUUCCUCGACGCGGAGGCCCGAAUACUGCAGUGUUGACCCUACGUGAGCAGUUUCCCCGCACAGUGCUUGGCCUUCCGUGGCUGUGACUCCUGCCUUCCUCAGCACUCCUGCAGGCUCCCGGGGUUUUGCCCCUGGCAUCGCUCGGACGUGUCUUACACGGCAUGACUUGCAACAUGCAUCUUGCCCCACAUAGAGUGCAUAUCGUGGGCGCCAUGCGCUGCUGUCUGGGUCCGCACCACCAAUCAUUCCUCCAGUCUGUGUUGAACACUGAGAGGGGGCCAAACCCCCGCCAGCUUCUUGCAAGCGGUGGCGGGGCUCCACGUUCUGCCUCCCGCAGUGGGCAGCAGUAGGUGUUCACCCGCUGCUCGACUAUGCUCUUUUUUUUCGUUUGGUUCAUCCGGGCUUGGAUGUUCGGAUCAGCCCACGCUUGUUGCAUCUCCUGCCACCGUGCCUCUUCCCUCCAGCAGCGGUGCUGGUGGGUCCUCCAGGCGCCUGUCCCCCGGAGUCUCUCCCUGACCGCGCAUGCUUUUGGAACCACCGUUUUCCGAGGCGGCCGUCUAAUUCAGCCGUCCUCCAAGCAGGACGGCCCCAGUGCAAUCACGUCUCGCUGCGAGUGGCAGCCCGCGAAGCCCCUGCUGGCAGAGCUGGGCCGCGACGCGUGCGGCGUUGCAAGAUGAUGGGCCCGUUUUCCACCACCAUCACUAUAAGUUGGAGGGGGGAGGAGGGGGAGGAGGAGGCCCAUCAGCAAGAAGCCCGGGGCGAUCGCGCGCCGCGGGCCGGCACGCGCCCCGCGUCGGGGACCGCGCGCGCGGAGGCCCGUGCGCGCACGUCGCUGGAGCUCGGCGCCAGCUGGCUGCGCCCGAGAGCGGCCCUCCGCCAGAGUGGUCUCCGGUGCGGGCACACCGUCAAGGCAGAAAAGAACCAGCAAGACCCCGACGAUAGGCGUUUGCUGGCGGCCCUGGGCGUUUCCUAGACAGCCCUGCCCUGUGCGAUGCCUGCCCUGAGCGCGCCGGCUGAGCGGCUUCGCUUGUCGGGGUGCUUCUCUUGAGGGCGGGUCUUCUGCCCUCUACACAGGUGGUGACUCCAUCUCAUGUCGUUGAAUCUCAUUUCGUCCGCUUCUUUUCGUCCAGUCAGGGCAUGG
Messenger RNA from Prorocentrum cordatum, 1672 nucleotides. NCBI's taxonomy places the organism in Eukaryota, Dinophyceae, Prorocentrales, Prorocentraceae. The record is from the annotation of a GenBank genome assembly.